Molecule: messenger RNA, 4240 nt
Organism: Chelmon rostratus (copperband butterflyfish)
Lineage: Eukaryota; Metazoa; Chordata; Actinopteri; Chaetodontiformes; Chaetodontidae
Gene: dnajc14
Product: DnaJ (Hsp40) homolog, subfamily C, member 14
Exons: 7
Coding region: 331-2334 (667 amino acids)
Molecular function (GO): dopamine receptor binding
Source: RefSeq, a predicted model, not a curated record
AAGAAAUUGGAAGAAAGUAGGAAAAGGAGCAGGAGAAGAAGAAGUGGCUGUAAAAAAAACAACACGGACACUUGGCUGUCUGUUCACAAACAACGUUACACAAUUAUCUGAGAGACAGCGACCUGGUGCAUGAUGUGAGGUGUGCAAAAGCCUUGUGACACUUCGAAGUGGUUGCUGAUAUGGUGGACCUGAGACUGACCCUCAGGAGCCCCCCAGUCUCACUUUUUUGCGAGAGUCUGGGGAAAAUGUUGCCACAGAUUAUGGAUCUAGGAUAUCAUCUUCCAUGAGACUUCAGUUUCACAGUGCUUCAAUCAAACAGCUGUAAGGAACAUGGAGAGAGAAGCAACUGAGAAGGAGAUGGACGGCGUAACAGACACCGAUGAGGAGAGCCCUGAUGGUGAUUCCACAUCAGUCACCAAUUCGAGUCAGUGGGAGACCCAACGGACUGGUCAUGACUGGGAGCAGGAGGACAAAGCCUAUCUCAAAUCUCAGGACCCCCCAAAUCCAGCCACUCCACAAGACUCUGGAAUUGGUGAAGCAGAGUAUUGUGGAUCUACAGAGGCCAUAGAGGAUGCUGAGGAGGCUUCAGAUGGGUUUGAGCAUGACAGCACUGCAGAGCACGAGAACUUACAUGUCAUAAAUCAAGAAGAGGAUGAAGCUGCGAAGGAGCAGCACAUGAAUGGGGAGUCUGGUUGGAGGAAUGAGGGAACUGGAAGGAGAUGCAAACUGAGAAGCAGUGGAUCGGUUUCAGAGCAGAGCAGUCAAAGUGCUUUUUCCUCCACUCAGAAAGGCAACGUUAUAUCAAGUGGUGGCCGUCACAGGCAGACCCGCAGACGUAACCACCACCACCAUCAGCAGAACCGAGGCCGCAGGCGGACAGGCAACCAGCUCGUCUUGGCUUUUAAGGAGAUGCUGUCAGAGUCUCUGAGCUUCUGGUGCAUCUCCUGCGUCCACAUGAUGAUCGAGAUCAUCGUCACAUUAACUCACAAUUGUGGAGUUGGUGUGGAGACCGGAGGGGUGAAACUUUACAACUUUGGACAGCAGCUCUUUGUGAAGAUCACAGACACAGCAGGAAUGAAGGCGGAUGCUAGUCGGAUUCUGAACUGGACAAAAUGCACAGGAACAGACCUGGUGGACAAAAUUGUUAGGUCAGUGAAGUGGGUAAAGACAGCUGCCUUAUCUUGCCUGAGACUUUUAUGUGCUUUGGUUAUUCUCGGUUCCCAGUGGGCAAAGGGUGUGUUGGUCCGCCUUGGUGGAGAGAGGGGAAAACGCUACUGGACAGCUUUUCAGGACUCAAGGUUUUGGAAGAGAUUUGUGUCCCUGCUGGAGACAGUACGAAGCAGGUUCAGGAGGAACGGCCAUGCCCCACUGUCCAGCCCCGAGUCACCCGGCAGAGCAGGGAGAGGCCAACCAGGCCAGGAGCUGGAGAGACUGCUGGCCAUGGCUGAUGUACCGGAGGACGAGCUCGACCCCUUUACAGUGCUCGGCGUGGAGGUUCACGCCUCUGAGGCUGAGCUGAAGAAGGCCUACAGACAGCUGGCUGUCCAGGUCCAUCCAGACAAGAAUAAACACCCACGAGCUGGAGAGGCAUUCAAAGUACUGCGAGCUGCCUGGGAUAUUGUCAGUAACCCAGAGACACGACGAGAGUAUGAGUUGAAGCGUAUGGCAGCAACUGAGCUCUCAAAGUCCAUGAACGAGUUUCUCACUAAACUGCAGGACGACCUGAAGGAAGCCAUGAACACCAUGAUGUGUACCAAGUGUGAAGGCAAACACAAGCGGUUCGAGAUGGAUCGUGAACCUGCUGAGGCCCGGUUCUGUGCUGAAUGCAACCGUUGCCAUAGUGCUGAGGAGGGGGACCUGUGGGCCGAGUCCAGCAUGUUGGGCCUACGAAUCACAUACUUUGCCUGUAUGGAUGGCAAGGUCUAUGAUAUUACAGAGUGGGCAGGUUGCCAAAGAAUAGGCAUUUCUCCUGACACACACCGUGUGCCCUAUCACAUCUCAUUUGGUUCAAAGAACAACAGCAACUCCACACGACACAGGACGCCCUCAGAGCAUGCCGCAGGUCCCACCAACCCUGCAGAUUUGCAGGACUUCUUCAACCGCAUCUUCAAGGGAGGGCCUCCUAAUGACAUGGCUGCCAACGGGGGCUUCUUUCCCUCAGGUCCGCCCCAUCACCAGCCACCUGGUGCUGGAGUGCCCCCAUUCUCCCCUCCCCCGGGCCAGACAGGUUUCUACAUGCCGGGGAGUCACCGGCCAGAGUCCAGCGAGACAUGGGCUGAAAGUGGCAAACCCCCCAGAAGGAGGAAGAAGGUCCGCAAACCUUUCCAGAGGUGAAGUCUGUAGAGUUCUCAGUGUAUCAACAUGGCAACACAGGGACACAAUAAAUAAUGGCCAUGUUUGUCUCUCGCCUGCCUGGUGGCAUGCCAACAUCCGAACUGGAGAGGGUUCAUGAGGGUAAGGCUGCGGUCAGAUCAGCCAGAGGAGAGAGACGGGAUCAUGAGGAGGAGCCUGUUGACUGAAUACAAGUAUUGAAGGAGAUUUGGAGACACGGCAGUGAUGGUGCUUUACCUCUCAUUUCAUCUUACUUUUUGUUGGUCUUUACGAAGACUGUAGCCUUGGCAUUGAAAUCCUUAUUGGGAUGCUGUAAUGAAACAUUUUCCUCUCAUAAUUUCCUGCCAAAUCUUGCAAUGCAUGAUUUAUUCACCUGCAUUUAACACUUCAGUUCUCUCACUUUAGUUGUUCAUGUUUUGAUUAGUUUAAGGCAUUGGUUCCAGACAGAGUGACACUUGAAGAGAGGGUUACAGUGAGUUAUGGAUCACUGAAAUCAACAUGAAGAUGAUGAUGAUCUGAGCAGCUUCACUGCGUCAGUGUUACUCAUGACAUGUAGGUCUAGAUCUGCACCUCCGCCCACCAUAUUUCAGGAAUGACUCGAAACCAGCUAAACACAACACAUCUGAACUAAAUUUGCAGAACAGCAGAACAUUUUGAAAACUUCCAUGCAGUUACCUCUGGUCUGCUUUUACAGUAACAUCAGAGGGUUUGUGUGAAUCUGGUGGUGUGUCUACAGAGAAUAUUUAGUAUCAAUACAGUCACAAUCAGUCAACCUCCAGCAUGAGGGAUCCACUGUGGCAACUAGCAUUUGUGCUUUUUCCCAGUUGUUUGAAUGACUAUAAACAGGCAAACUGCCUCUUAAGCUGACAUGAUGCAUAAUUGAAUAUUACAUGAAUCUUUCUAGGUUUCUGAAAUAACACAUUUGUGGUUUCUAGAGGUAAAGUUUCAAUAGUUCGAUAUUACAGAACCUCUAAAUCAAACAAAUCCCUUCAGAAGAUGUGGCGAUUCAUGCUAAAGUUAUGCUAAAAUGGAUGCUGAUAUUUGUGUGUCGAUUACCAGAGAAUCACAUCCUGCAUCAUAAGACCACCCACUAAAAAUGUGUUAACCUCUCUCUUUAGGAACCACUGAGCCAGAGAGGAGAUAGUGAACCUGUGAUGUCGUCAAUGUGUAAAAUCUGGACCUGAAUGAGUGAAAAUUAGUUUUAAAAAAAGCUUUGUUGUUUUGAGAUAUACUGAUUCAAACAUGCUAAAAUUUGCCUUCUGUUUAUUGUUUCGGCCCCAGAUUGACAUUUCAAUUACAGCACAGGUUCAGAUCUAACAGCGGGAAUGAGUUCAGUGGUGUUUCUAUAAGCUAUAGAAACACCACUAAACUCUAUAGCUAUAGCUGAGCAGCAGCUGAGUCGCUUUGAGGAGGUCUCAAAACUUCAGAAGUGACACCUUGACAUUUUGAAAUGUUGAUGUUCUGUGUCAGCAGGGAUUCGCUGCUGUUAAAAAGACCACAUGGAGCUGAUCUACACUGCCCCCUGUUGAUUGACUGUGUAACCUAACUGAAAACAUUGGUCACAGUUUGACUGAUUACAUAGUAAUACAACAGAACAUACAAGAGUCAGCUUGAUAUUGUGCUGAUUUACAAAUACUGAAGAAAGCCUUUACAAUGCUGUCAAAUUAUUUUUUUUUCUAUCGGCCUUGAAGUGAUAGCAUUAGAAAAAAUUUUACACUUGCAACAUAAACAGUAUGUUAAUUUCAUACAGCUGAUUUGGGCAGUUGUUCAGGCUGCUACUUUGUCUUAAGUGCCAUUUUUUUUCUUUUUUUUUUUUGCCAGCUUUGAUGUUUCAAGGCAUGUGAUCUGCAUCACUGAUCUGUCAUGACUGUCACCCAGCUCAGGACAAGACAGUAAAAAGUCUCCCACA